GGGCCUCGCCCGCCGCGGGACCGUUGAAUUUGAAACUGGAGGGCUGCCACGACUGGAUGUUGGAGGACGCCGAGUUCUGACCACCUCUGAGUAAAGCCAUGGAGGGUGAUGAGUGGGAACUGAGUAAAGAAAAUGUUCAGCCCUUGAGGCAAGGCCGGAUCAUGUCCACACUGCAGGAAGCAUUGGCACAGCAGGAUACUGCCAGUCAUACUGCUCUUCAUCAGCAAAAAAGAGCAUUUGAAUCUGAAAUUCGCUUUUAUACUGGAGAUGAUCCACUAGAUGUUUGGGUGAGAUACAUUAACUGGACAGAGCAGAACUUCCCUCAGGGUGGAAAGGAAAGUAAUAUGUCAACAUUAUUAGAAAGAGCUGUGGAAGCCCUUCAGGAGGAGAAACGAUAUUAUAAUGACCCCCGAUUUCUCAGUCUUUGGCUUAAAUUGGGACGUUUAUGCAAUGAACCUUUGGAUAUGUACAGUUACUUGCAUAGCCAAGGGAUUGGCAUUUCUCUCGCCCAGUUCUACAUUUCAUGGGCUGAAGAAUAUGAGGCCAGAGAAAACUAUAAGAAAGCAGAUUUGAUAUUCCAAGAAGGAUUUCAAUGCAAGGCUGAGCCACUGGACAAACUGCAGUCACAUCAUCGGCAGUUCCAGUUUCGUGUGUCUCGGCACACUCUGUUGGCACUUGAAAAAGAGGAGGAAGAGGAUGUCCCUGAGGCUUCCGGACCUCAGCGAAGCACCUUGGCUGAUCUGAAAAGCAAAGGGAAAAAAAUAGCAAAAGUUCCCAUUAACCGUGUAGGAGGUGCUCUUAAAGCUGCAAACCAGGGCCUAGGACUUCCAAAUCCAGUUAAUCAGCAGAUAUUAACUGGCUCCAAAUUUGCUGUUUUUGAUGAAAAUGCUGAUGGAGCCUCUAGAACAGAGCUGCCUAUGGUUACAGCAGAACCAUGGAAAGCACCACCUGUUCGUAGGGCCAAAGAGAAUGAGCUGCAGGCGGGACCUUGGACCAAAGCCCGACUUCGUAGUAAUCCAGCUUCUGUGGCCACUGUGCCAACUGCGCUACCAAAUUUUAUCCCAUAUGUGGAAGAGUCUGCACAACAACAAAUCAUGACUCCUUGUAAAAUUGAACCCAGCAUAAAUCAUAUCCUCAGUACUAGAAAACCUGGAAAGGAAGAAGAAGAUCCCCUGCAACGUGUACAAAGUCAUCAGCAGGAGUCUCAGGAGAAGAAAGAGAAGAUGAUGUGUUGUAAGGAGAAGAUUUAUGCUGGAGUUGGGGAAUUCUCCUUUGAGGAAAUCCGGGCUGAAGUUUUCUGGAAGAAAUUGAAGGAAAAAAGGGAAGCUGAGUUGCUGUCUGGGGCACAGAAAAGAGCAGAAAUGCGAAAACAGAUUGAGGAGAUGGAGAAGAUGCUAAAGGAAAUCCAGACAACCCAGCAAGAAAGGCUGUGUGAUCAGCCUGGAGAAAGUAUGCCAACAAGAGAGAUAGCAGCUGGAGGAUGUGCUUCCAGGCUUCCAGACGUGCCAGGAGAGGAGGUUCUUUUCAGGGAAACUUCACUUGUAGAAAACACUUGGAAGGAACUAUCUUCUAAGGGUCCUGUCAUACCAUUUUCCAUUUUUGACGAAUCUGUUCCUUCAGAAAACCAGAACAUCAGUCUUUCUGCAGAACCUCGAUGGGCAUCAGGCCAGAGAAGAGCCCUUGCUGUUCUAAAAUCUUCAGAAGACAUGACCUCAAAAGAAGAUCUUCCUCUGGAAGUUUGUGAUGAGUUCAUUGGAAUUGAGCCCUUGAGUGAAGAUGCCAUUAUCACAGGUUUUAGAAAUAUGCCUAUAUGUCCCAACCCAGAAGACACUUGCGACUUCGUUAGGGCAGCCCGCUUUGUAUCAACUCCUUUUCAUGGAAUAAUAACACAGAAGCACCCACUAUCUGCCAAUCCUGAGAGAAUUCUACAGGAAGAGCUACAGUUGAAGAGAACUUCUAUAAACCAGCAAACUGUUUGUGAGGUUACUUACAACCAAGCACUUGGCAUUAAGAAGUUGAGCCCAAUUGUGGAGAACAGUCAAGAAAACACCUGCUCCUCCGGGUUCUCAGGCUCUUCUGCCUCCUCAAUUACAAGUAUUUCCUCAACUAAAUACCUUCAGAUCCCUGAGAAACUGGAACUUACUAAUGAUGAGAGCAUCAUUCAUUCUUUGGAUAAUUCUUCUCUCUCACCCUGGUGCUUACAGCAGCGUAGGCAACUGCUAGACUCACUGCCAGAGUUAAGGGCCUCUCCAGAAUUCUAUUUAGAAGAGAGACCCAUGCCUGAAUUAGAAGUGGAAAAAGAGAUUGAGUUAGGUAAUGAGGAUUACUGCAUCAAACAGGAAAACCUAAUUGGUGAAGAUUACAGGAUAUUUUGGGUAGUUCCAGGUGACUCUGCAAAAUUAACUGCAAUAAAGGUGUAUUCUCAGCCUGUACCGUGGGAUUAUUAUAUCAUCCUCAAGUUAAGAGAGCGUCUGAAUGAAGAGUUUGAAUACAAUUUCAGUAAUGACUGCAGCUGUUAUCUAUACCAAGAUGGCUGUAUUAUUUUGCACCAGAAUAUAAACUGUUUCACGCUUUGGGAUCUUCUCCAGCACAGUGAAUCCAUUGACCCUGAAGUAGCAAUUUUGCUUAUUCACAAUCUCUUGGCAUUAGUGGAGAAGCUGCACAGAGCAGAAAUAGUCCAUGGAGAUUUGGGUCCUAGGAGUCUGAUACUGGGAAACAGGAUUAGUGAUGCCUGUGUCUGUAAUGAAAAUGACCAGGCUUUGAAGAUAGUGGACUUCUCCUACAGUGUAGACCUGAAGGCACAGCCAGAUGUUCCUACCCUACGUGGCUUUCGGACUGUCCAGAUCCUAGAAGGACAAAAAAUCAUUGCUAACUGUGUUUCUCCCUACCAAGUCGACUUGAUUGGUAUUGCCGAUUUAGCACAUUUACUGUUGUUUAAGGAACACUUACAAGUUACCUGGGAUGGUUCCCACUGGAAACUCCUCCAGAGCUUUUCCAAGCUAAGAGAUGUUGAUUUGUGGAGCAAGUUCUUUGGGCGGAUUCUAAAUGCCAGUGGUGAGUCCACCAUAGCUGUUCUGAGAGAGCUUAAAGAAGAAACAAGUAAGGUGUUUGAUGACUCUUUUCAAAGUCACCUGAACAAAGCUUUAUGGAAAAUGGGAAAAUUGAUCAGCUCAGGGGCUUUGCUUUCCCAACCUGGUGGACAGUCACUACGUCUCUCCUAUUCUUCUCCUUAGAGAUAAAGGUUGACUUUGCUGUGAAAGACAUGAACUGUAAUAUGAUUUACUUUAGGGCACAUUCUGCUGCACUGGUAACACUUUGGACCUUUAUUCUUUUUUUUUUU
Molecule: messenger RNA, 3340 nt
Organism: Vombatus ursinus (common wombat)
Lineage: Eukaryota; Metazoa; Chordata; Mammalia; Diprotodontia; Vombatidae
Gene: BUB1B
Product: BUB1 mitotic checkpoint serine/threonine kinase B
Exons: 23
Coding region: 99-3233 (1044 amino acids)
Biological process (GO): mitotic spindle assembly checkpoint signaling; meiotic sister chromatid cohesion, centromeric
Molecular function (GO): protein kinase activity
Source: RefSeq, a predicted model, not a curated record